GUUUUGAACUGGGAGUUUGAAUUUGUUAUAAAGUUAACUUGAACAGUUUACUUCAUGUUGCCAUCACGUUGAAUUAUUGUAAUUCGAAGUAUAUAAUGUUUGUCACUUCAUUAUCAUGCAUUGAUUUGACAGUAUCAAGUGCUGUACACAGAGUUGCAAAAAUGUAUGGCGAAUACGAUGUCGUAAGCGCUCAUUACAUUACUUUCCAUGUCAGAAAUUGAAUGGUCUUAGCUUAAGUAAUUUCUAAAAUGAUGAUUAUAACAAAUUGAUUUUUGAAUGUCCUUACAUUUUGUAUUUGAAGUGGGAAUUGAUAUUGUUGUCAGGAAUUAUCAUGGAACUAAGCGAACUGGAGGGUUAUCGGUUGCAGCUUAAAGAAAUUGAUGCAGAGCUUGAAACAUGUACGGAUCUUCAGAAGAGAAAUACUCUGAUGGAUUCACAUUCUGACUUAGUAGAGCUUAUUACGCUUUUAACUGAAAAUGAAACAACUUUGGUAACCAAACAAGAUUUCAAUGGAACUUUCAGUAGCGCUAACGUACAAGAUUCCAGUCAAUUAAUUGGAAUGCAUUGUCUUGCACCAUACUAUCGAACUGUUGAUCGAGCAGUGCAUUUCCACGACGCUGUCAUCUUGGAUUUUGUUGAAAAUCCGAAUAAGGAAGAGAGCGACCUUAAGGUCAAAGUAUUAUAUGGUCAUCCUCUUGAAGCAGCAAUGAAACCGUGCGAAUAUUUCCUUAAUGAUCGUUGUAGUUAUGGGGAUGAGUGUCGUUUUUCACAUGGUGAAGAAGUUUGGUUUUCAGCCCUUCAAGAAUAUCAACAGCCAGAUAUUUCAAUGGUAAGAGAAGGUUCUGUUUUACUCGUAUUGGGUGAAAAUAAGUUGUGGAGCAGUGCUCGGGUUACUGCUAUGGAUGGUGAGAAACUGGCUGUUCGGUUACUCCUUACUGGAAAAGAAAUUGCUGUAGAUCAAAAUAAGAUUUAUCCAAUCCCUCAACUAGCUGAUGACCAUGAAGAUGAAGUUGCUACUGAAGAUUUAGCAACAACUUCAUGGGAAGAAUAUAAGUUGGAAAGGCGUGGAAAUGUUAAUGUUGGCGAUAUCGGUGACUGGGAAAAGCAUACACGUGGUAUCGGAAUGAAGCUAUUGUUGAAAAUGGGAUAUCGGACUGGCGAAGGGCUUGGUAGAAGAUCUGAUGGCAUUGUGCAUGCUAUACAGCCAGUAAUCUUUCCAAAGAAUAAAUCAUUGGAUAUGUGUAUGGAAGCGAAGAAUAGAAGAGUAGUGGACGGAAUGAAAUCUCAACAAGUGAGAAAGAUAAUCGCGAAACAGCUGAAAGCCGUUGAACGGCCAGUCGAUGUUUUCGAAUUGUUGAAUGAUAAAUUAAAUAAAACUUCGGCUGAAGAGGAACGAAGAGAUGAAGUGAAGGAGAUAGAAAGGUUGCAGAAUUGUUCCUCGACAAGUCUUGGUAUUCAAGCGUUAAAUUUGGAUAAGAAAUUGAAAGAGCUGAAAAAUAGGGAGCGUAAACUACGUGAAGGUGUUACACGUAACCAACGUGAUGCUGCUACAGCCGACAGGUUGAAGAAAAAUUUGCUAAAAUGUCGUGACGAAAUACAACAGCUAAUGAGUCGACAACAGCGACUCAAUGACUUGAUGGAUAGUGGAAGAAAGAAAAAAGAUAUAUUUUGA
Messenger RNA from Loa loa (African eye worm), 1672 nucleotides. Its product is annotated as zinc finger protein. Gene Ontology annotation, biological process: negative regulation of DNA-templated transcription; regulation of transcription by RNA polymerase II. Gene Ontology annotation, cellular component: nucleus. Gene Ontology annotation, molecular function: metal ion binding; DNA-binding transcription factor activity, RNA polymerase II-specific; RNA polymerase II cis-regulatory region sequence-specific DNA binding. The transcript is spliced from 8 exons. Bases 332 to 1672 code for a protein of 446 amino acids. NCBI's taxonomy places the organism in Eukaryota, Metazoa, Nematoda, Chromadorea, Rhabditida, Onchocercidae. The record is from RefSeq and is a predicted model, not a curated record.